Molecule: messenger RNA, 1272 nt
Organism: Diplodia corticola
Lineage: Eukaryota; Fungi; Ascomycota; Dothideomycetes; Botryosphaeriales; Botryosphaeriaceae
Exons: 1
Coding region: 1-1272 (423 amino acids)
Molecular function (GO): nucleic acid binding; RNA-DNA hybrid ribonuclease activity
Source: RefSeq, a predicted model, not a curated record
AUGCAGUCUAUCAACACGCUCUAUAACCCGGAGAAGGGGGUGACAGACAGGGUCGGCUCGAACAGUGCACCAGCAACGCCCACUUUUGCGCCAAUGACGACGCCCAACACCGAUUCGGAUGAGGACGACUGGAUGAAAUUCGAACUCAGUCUCGAUGAAGAUGUCGACAUGACCUACAGCGGUGAGUCUUACCCCAUCGGGCCGUGCAAAGCCCGUGUGUUCAUCAAAACCCCGGCAGAUGCACUCAGAACCGCCCACAAAUAUUCCAACAGACGUGCACCCGACGGUGUCCAGGCCCUCUUCACCGACGGCUCGGCAUCAAAGCCGCGCCUCAUCACCGCCCCACGCACCACCACCAGCGUCUCGCUCCCCACCGAGCUUUCCUCAGCCAUGGACAUGGAGGACGGCGAGAUCAGCGAAGCCAUCGACGACAGCAAGCCCGCCACCAUCACCACAACCGCACGCUGGUGCUCCUGCGCCGUCGUCCUGCGCCCCACCCCAGACGACCUCAUCUGGACCCGCCUCGGCUUCACCCUGCCGGCGCACAUCACGCAAAGCACCGACGCGGAGCUCGCGGGUCUCGCGCGCAGCUUCGAAUUCGCCCACGACCACUUCGCCAACAACAGCGCCAUCCACACCAUCCUCAUCUUCUGCGACUCCGUCGGCAUCCUGCGGCGCCUCACGACGACGACGACGACGAAAACAGCCCUCACCACAUCCACCACAUCCACCACAUCCACCACAUCCGCCACGUCCACCGCCACGCGCGCCACCACCGGCACGCAACCACCCAACUGGAACGCCAGCGACCUCAAGCUCGUCCUCGAGUUCGCCGACCUCCUCGUCGACGUCUACGGCAAGAGGGUCGAGCUGCACUGGGUGCCCGCGCACGCGGGCGUCGAGGGCAACGAGCUCGCCGACCGCACCGCCGUCGCCGCCCGCCCGGACGUCGUCGACCCCGUCGCGCAUCCCGUCGUCGCCACCGUCAUCAGUGGCGCCGGCGGCGAUCGCAGGGGCAGCGGUGGCAGCAGCGGCAGCAGCAGGGCGAGGGCGAGGCGGGCAUCCAGCACUAGUGGCCGUGGUGGCCAUUCUCGCAGCUUUUCGCAUGCAGGGCAUGCGGGUGGUGGAGGUGCCCUCCCUCCGCGUCUUUGGAGGAGCAGCACUGGUGGCUCUGCGCCUGGGGGACUCGCAUAUGGUGGAUCUGUUGGGCGGGGCUACCGCGGAAACCACCGGAGGUCUGGCUCUUCGUAUGUGCCUGGUGGCCGCCGUUGA